ACAGUCUCUAAGCCAACAGUGAUCCAACAACCCAGUGGGUCUGAUGUAUACAGAGGAGAGAAAGUCACUCUGAGAUGUGAGAUCUAUGGAGGUGGAGGAGCUCAGUGGACGUAUGAAUGGAGAACAACCAGGAGAAACUCUCCAACAUCCAGUGAAUACAGGAUCAACAGAGUCUCUUGGUUUGACAGUGGAGAAUACAGCUGUAGGGCUGAAGGAGAUCAUCAGAUAACAGAAUGGAGUGAUGCUUUAACACUGACAGUGAGAUAUAAACCUCAGCCUGUCCUCUCUGUGUCUCCAUCAUGGCUGAGUCCUGGAGCCUCAGUGACUCUGAGCUGUGGGGGGUUGGAGCAUCCAUCUGCAGGAUGGAGGUUCUUCUGGUAUAAAGUGGUUCCAGCAAAAUCCAGCAGCUCCUACAGCUUAGAGCUGCUGACUGGCAGAACCAACUGGACUGAACAGAACUCCUACCUCAUUAAUGGACAGAAUCACACAGCAGGAUAUGUGUGCAGAGCAGGAAGAGGAGAACCAGUGUUUUACACUAAAUACAGUGAAGCAAAGUUUGUCUGGUCUGCAGACGCUCAUCCAGCUGCUUCUCUCUCAGUGACUCCAGACAGAGUUCAACAUUUUAUCAAUCAGUCUGUCACUCUGAGCUGUAGAGGGAACAACACUGAGUGGAGACUGAGGAGGUUUACAGAAACAGGUGGACUAUCAGACACUCACUGCUCCAACUGGGGGACAAUGACUGGAUCCUCAUGUUCUAUAAACACAGGCUGGUCUCACAGUGGAGUGUACUGGUGUGAGUCUGGAUCAGGAGAUUUUAGCAACGCAGUCAACAUCACUGUACAGGAUAGAAAUAACAGUAUUAUCAUUGGACCAAUUAUUGGAAUCCUUGUCAUUAUUCUCAUUAUCCUGCCACUGCUGUUGUGGUGCUGCAUACGGUCAAAGGAUUUCUGCUGCAUCAGGUCAGAAAGCAGCAGUCAGAGCCCCACCACCAAUCAUGGAGUCAACCAGACAGACAGUCAAGUUUACAGCUCUCUGCUUCAUGGUGAUACUUCUGAGUAUGAGUCAAUCCAACGAGCCACAAACAAAGGGAUUCCUGAUGACCUAGACGAGGAUCCUGUUUAUACUAAUAUGAAAGCAGAAACCACAGGAGGAAGCUGAAGUACCCAGAGAGAACCCACAUCCACAGGGAGAACAUGAAAAAUCCAUGCAGAAAGUCCAUGGGCUGAGAAUUUAACCCGGAACCUUCUUGUGGCAAGAAAGCAGUGCUACCCACUGCUCCACUGAGCAGCCCAUUUUGUAGAUAUGAUUAUGUAUUUUUUUUUUUAAAUAAUGCAAUAAAGCAAAUCUGAUGUUUUAGAAAUUCUAAUUUUUGGACAUUAAGAACCUUUAAUUGGUUUUAAAAUAUGUGCAGUUAUGCUUCAAUGUUUCCAUACCCUUCCAUUAAAGAAAGAAAAAA
This is a messenger RNA of Cyprinodon tularosa, 1456 nucleotides long. Its product is annotated as high affinity immunoglobulin gamma Fc receptor I-like. Gene Ontology annotation, molecular function: transmembrane signaling receptor activity. The record is from RefSeq and is a predicted model, not a curated record. Lineage: Eukaryota; Metazoa; Chordata; Actinopteri; Cyprinodontiformes; Cyprinodontidae. The transcript is spliced from 9 exons. The annotation marks the transcript as partial. Gene Ontology annotation, biological process: cell surface receptor signaling pathway.